Brachypodium distachyon (stiff brome) is the source of this 2272-nucleotide messenger RNA. RefSeq names its product carotenoid cleavage dioxygenase 8 homolog B, chloroplastic. Gene Ontology annotation, molecular function: carotenoid dioxygenase activity. The record is from RefSeq and is a predicted model, not a curated record. Gene Ontology annotation, cellular component: chloroplast. Lineage: Eukaryota; Viridiplantae; Streptophyta; Magnoliopsida; Poales; Poaceae. Gene Ontology annotation, biological process: carotene catabolic process. The coding region runs from base 141 to 1853 and encodes 570 amino acids. The transcript has 4 exons.
GUACGAGAUGAUAUCCGGCCCAUUCCAAACAAAAUCUAAGCACUGUACUCUCGCCUAGCUCUAGCUAGCCAGAGUAGCUCUGUGCGCUAGCUAGCAAUCUUCCUUCCGGAGGCGCCACCCAGACUCGACUGAUCAUCGCCAUGUCUCCGGCCAUGUCGUCUCUAUGCACGUUCGCCGCGCUCUCUGGGGCCGCGGGCCGGGCGCCGGGCCGUCGUGGCAGCCCACAGGGGGGCAACAAGAAGCGGGCCGUGGCCCAGCCUCUCGCGGCCGGUGCCAUGACGGAGGCGCCGGCGGCGGCGGCGGCCGUGGUCAUAGCGCCGCCGGCACGCCCCGUCGUCACCACCCCGCGACGCCGUGAGCCAGGACGCGACGGCCGGGACAGCGGCGCCAGCGAGAACGUGGCGUGGAAGAGUAUCCGCCAGGAGAGGUGGGAGGGGACGCUUGAACUGGAAGGGGAGCUGCCGCUCUGGCUGGAUGGCACCUACCUGAGGAACGGUCCGGGCCUAUGGGAUGUCGGGGACUACGGCUUCCGGCACCUGUUCGACGGCUACGCGACGCUGGUGCGCGUGUCGUUCCGCGACGGGCAGGCCGUGGGCGCGCACCGGCAGAUCGAGUCGGAGGCCUACAAGGCGGCCAAGGAGCACGGCAAGGUGUGCUACCGUGAGUUCUCGGAGGUGCCCAAGACGGAGAACUUCUUGUCCUUCCUGGGGCAGAUGGCCAGCCUCUUCUCCGGCUCCUCCCUCACCGACAACUCCAACACCGGCGUCGUCCGGCUCGGCGACGGGCGCGUGCUCUGCCUGACGGAGACCAUCAAGGGGUCCAUCGUGGUGAACCCGGACACGCUGGAGACGGUGAGCAAGUUCGAGUACACGGACAAGCUGGGCGGGCUGAUCCACUCGGCCCACCCGGUGGUGAACGACACCGAGUUCUGGACGCUGAUCCCGGACCUGAUCAGGCCCGGGUACGUGGUGGCGAGGAUGGAGGCCGGGAGCAACGAGCGGCGGUUCGUGGGCCGCGUGGACUGCCGCGGCGGGCCGGCCCCCGGGUGGGUGCACUCGUUCCCGGUCACGGAGAACUACGUGGUGGUGCCGGAGAUGCCGCUCCGGUACUGCGCCAAGAACCUCCUCCGCGCCGAGCCCACGCCGCUGUACAAGUUCGAGUGGCACCUCGAGUCCGGCAGCUUCAUGCACGUCAUGUGCAAGGCCAGCGGCAACAUCGUGGCGAGCGUGGAGGUGCCGCCGUUCGUGACGUUCCACUUCAUAAACGCGUACGAGGAGAAGGACGAGGAAGGGCGGGUGACGGCGAUCAUCGCCGACUGCUGCGAGCACAACGCCGACACGUCCAUCCUCGACAACCUCCGCCUCCACAACCUCCGGGCCUUCGCGGGCCAGGACGUGCUCACGGACGCCAGGGUGGGCCGGUUCAGGAUCCCGCUGGACGGCAGCCCGUUCGGGGAGCUGGACGCGGCGCUGGACCCGGAGGAGCACGGGCGUGGCAUGGACAUGUGCAGCAUCAACCCGGCCCACGUCGGCAAGGAGUACCGCUACGCCUACGCCUGUGGGGCGCGCCGGCCCUGCAACUUCCCCAACACGCUCACCAAGAUCGACCUGCUCGACAAGACCGCCAAGAACUGGUACGAGGAAGGCGCCGUGCCGUCCGAGCCCUUCUUCGUGCCGCGCCCCGGCGCCGUCGACGAAGACGACGGCGUGGCGAUAUCGAUGGUGAGCGCCAAGGACGGGUCGGGAUACGCGCUGGUGCUGGACGGCCAGACGUUCCAGGAGAUCGCACGGGCCAAGUUCCCCUACGGGCUGCCUUACGGCUUGCACUGCUGCUGGGUGCCCAGGGACAAGUAAAACAUACUGCGUGCACCGGCACCGGCGGCAUCAAUCGAUGCCAUUGUUCAUCGUCUCUGCUUCUUGCAUACUGGCUCAGCGCAGCGUGUCCAGUCGGCAGUCGCCUGUACGUGGAUGUUUGUGCAGCUACAAAAAUUAGCCGACUUGCUACUAGUUUUCUGUAAAAAAAAAAGAGAGUAUACACGUAGUGAUCCAUAGACACAUGUGAGAUGUGGUAUACGUGGAAGUGAAACUACAGGGGACUAGGUGUAGUAGUCCGACUCCGGUCCUCUCAGUGCUGUAGCCAUGCAAGUGUAAUGUGUACAUAACUCUUCGUUGUCAGGUUCAUAUAUACAGUGUUGUUCAUUGUUAGUGUGUACGUUAGCACGUAGUAGUAUAGUGACUAUUCCAUUGGAAAUAAAACAUGUCUUGUUCGUGUA